AGAUGGCUAGAACUAAGCAGACCGCCCGUAAAUCCACUGGAGGUAAAGCUCCAAGGAAGCAACUUGCCACCAAGGCAGCCCGCAAGAGCGCCCCGGCCACCGGCGGUGUCAAGAAGCCUCACCGAUACAGGCCCGGUACCGUGGCUCUCCGUGAGAUCCGCCGUUACCAGAAGUCUACCGAGCUGCUCAUCCGCAAGCUGCCCUUCCAGCGGCUGGUGAGGGAGAUUGCGCAAGAUUUCAAGACCGAUCUGCGUUUCCAGAGUUCGGCCGUUAUGGCUCUGCAGGAAGCCAGUGAGGCUUACUUGGUCGGCCUGUUUGAGGACACCAACCUGUGCGCCAUCCACGCCAAGAGGGUCACAAUCAUGCCAAAAGACAUCCAGCUGGCACGUCGCAUCCGAGGAGAGAGAGCAUAAGCUCUUUUUCUUUCGCACCACAACGGCUCUUUUAAGAGCCAGCUCACUUUGAUCUAAAUAACAAGGUUCUGUUUUAGAUUCAAGGCUCUGCUGAAUAUUAAAUAUUGCUCUUAAGA
Syngnathoides biaculeatus (alligator pipefish) is the source of this 529-nucleotide messenger RNA. RefSeq names its product histone H3. Gene Ontology annotation, molecular function: DNA binding; protein heterodimerization activity; structural constituent of chromatin. Gene Ontology annotation, cellular component: nucleosome. The transcript has a single exon. The record is from RefSeq and is a predicted model, not a curated record. Bases 3 to 413 code for a protein of 136 amino acids. Lineage: Eukaryota; Metazoa; Chordata; Actinopteri; Syngnathiformes; Syngnathidae.